This is a messenger RNA of Verticillium nonalfalfae, 1359 nucleotides long. It is a transcript of the gene URK1, whose product is annotated as Uridine kinase. Gene Ontology annotation, molecular function: ATP binding; kinase activity; ATP hydrolysis activity. Bases 1 to 1359 code for a protein of 452 amino acids. The transcript has 10 exons. Gene Ontology annotation, cellular component: cytoplasm. NCBI's taxonomy places the organism in Eukaryota, Fungi, Ascomycota, Sordariomycetes, Glomerellales, Plectosphaerellaceae. The record is from RefSeq and is a predicted model, not a curated record.
AUGGCCGCCAACGAAUCUCAUGUCACGGUGCAGAAACGCCUUCAUUAUGCACCUCCCUGGGCCGAUGUGUCUAUCAUUGGCAUUGCAGGCUCGUCGGGCUCUGGCAAGUCGACGCUGGCGCAUGCCAUUUGCAAGAAGCUGAACCUGCCGUGGGUCGUCAUCUUGUCCAUGGAUUCCUUCUAUAACCCCUUGACGCCGGAACAAUCCAAGAAAGCGUUCAACAACGACUUCGACUUCGACUCCCCAGAGGCUAUCGACUUUGAUGUCUUGACGCAGUGUCUUCGAGACCUCAAGGCUGGUAAGAGAGCAGAGAUUCCUGUCUACUCUUUCGCCAAGCACCAGCGUCUGGACCAUUCUACCACGAUUUAUUCACCACAUGUUUUGAUCCUCGAGGGCAUCUUUGCCCUGUACGACCAACGUAUUUUGGAUCUACUGGACAUGAAGAUUUUCUGCGAGGCCGAUCCCGACACAUGCCUCUCUAGACGAGUUCUUCGCGAUGUCAGGGAACGCGAUCGUGACGUCGAGGGUAUCAUGAAGCAGUGGUUUGGAUUCGUCAAGCCCAAUUUCGAGAAGUAUGUCGAGCCGCAACGCAAGGUGGCUGAUGUCAUCGUUCCUCGUGGUAUUGAGAACCACGUUGCUAUGACCAUGGUGGUUCAGUACAUUGAGCGAAAGCUGCUUGAAAAGUCAACGCAUCACCGUGCCGCCUUGACUCAACUCGAGAUCGACGCAGCUGCAGAGCCGCUAUCUGACAAGGUCUUCAUCCUUGAUCAGACGCCACAGUUGCGGGGCAUGAACACGAUUCUCCAAGACAUUGAUACCUCUGCCGAGGAUUUCAUCUUUUACUUCGACAGGCUGGCCUGUCUUCUGGUUGAGAAGGCACUCAACAAUGUCCGAUUCAAAGAGUACGACGCAGAGACGCCCGCGGGCUACAAGUACAAGGGUCUCCAGGCCAAGGGUGAGGUUACGGCAGUGCUCGUGCUCCGUGGCGGCGCCGCGUUUGAGACGGCAUUGCAUAGACUGAUCCCCGACUGCCGCACCGGGCGUAUCCUCGUCCAGUCGAACGUGCGAACUGGCGAGCCAGAGCUGCACUAUCUGAAGCUUCCUAGCCAAAUCGAGAAGAGCGAAAGUGUGCUCUUGAUCGACACACAGAUGGCCAGCGGCGGUGCGGCGCUGAUGGCCGUGCAGGUACUCGUUGACCACGGCGUUGCGCAAGAGAACAUCGUGCUAGCGUGCUAUCAUGCUGGCAAGCUAGGCGUGCACCGGUUGACCAAAGUCUUCCCCGGUAUAUCUGUCGUGCUGUGUAACAUGCUGCCCGACAGUGAGAACCGUUGGGUGGAGAAGAGGUACUUCCGGUGCUAA